AUGGGUGAGAAUCGGAAGGUUUUACUACGAGGAGGAAACAAACUCAAGAAAUUCAAUUAUGAAGACACUUUAAUUGUGGUUUAGAAGGGAUUUCUGUAAACUGGACUUUUCCAUUUUUUUCAUUUAAUAAUUAUAUUUUGAGGAAUUGGGAAGGUUUUCGUCCACGGCGACUUCUGGGCGGCCAAUUUCCUCUGGAACGACGACACUCUCGUGAAGAUUGUCGACUUCCAGGUCAGUUUCAUCGACCGCGACGCGACAUGCAACGCCGCUUCAGAUGUCCCAUUUCGGAUUGGCUGCAACCGACUUGACCCGGCUUUUCAACACUUGUCUCAGUCCUGCGGAUCGGAGAGCCAAGUGGCAAACGUAUUUGAAGGUACUGAAAUCGUAAGAAAAUGAGCGGAAUAAUUUAUUUUCCAGUUCUACCACGAUCAACUGACUAAGGAGUUCCAAGGACACAAAAUUCCGUUUACCUAUCAACAGCUCGAAAAAACUUACAAAUUGGUCUAUCCGAGAACUUCGGCUUUGCUUCUACCCGCCCUUUUGGCAACGCUUCAAGUUAUCAGACCCUAAUCGAGUCAUAACUUUUUUCAAUUUUUCAGACGUUGACCAAGUCCGAAGCAGCGGAAGAACAGAAGACUGUUACGGCGAAGCUGAUUUUAGAGAAAAUUGUCGGGAUCUACGUCGAUAUACUCGCAUGA
Molecule: messenger RNA, 698 nt
Organism: Caenorhabditis auriculariae
Lineage: Eukaryota; Metazoa; Nematoda; Chromadorea; Rhabditida; Rhabditidae
Source: the annotation of a GenBank genome assembly